Colletotrichum abscissum is the source of this 201-nucleotide messenger RNA. RefSeq lists its product as uncharacterized. Lineage: Eukaryota; Fungi; Ascomycota; Sordariomycetes; Glomerellales; Glomerellaceae. The transcript has a single exon. The coding region runs from base 1 to 201 and encodes 66 amino acids. The record is from RefSeq and is a predicted model, not a curated record.
AUGGGUAGCAAGCAGCUCGACAAACCGAAGGAUCAUCUUCACUCGCAGGUUAGAUACAAGCACGGCGAAAAAAAAAAGAGUCCAACGGGAUUGCUCCUCGCACGCUCGGGCGCUUCAACAAGAAGCUUGUGUCCCUCGUGGCCCAGGGUUGUCGAUCUCGGGAUAAAAAGGUUCACGGGCGCAUCCCAAGUCUUUGGAUAA